Centruroides sculpturatus (bark scorpion) is the source of this 2081-nucleotide messenger RNA. RefSeq names its product solute carrier family 28 member 3-like. Gene Ontology annotation, molecular function: nucleoside:sodium symporter activity. Bases 164 to 1933 code for a protein of 589 amino acids. Gene Ontology annotation, cellular component: membrane. Gene Ontology annotation, biological process: nucleoside transmembrane transport. The record is from RefSeq and is a predicted model, not a curated record. The transcript has 12 exons. Lineage: Eukaryota; Metazoa; Arthropoda; Arachnida; Scorpiones; Buthidae.
CGUUUACGCGUUUUAAUUGUUUUUCAAUAUUUGUUGAUUUGCAAAUAAUAAACUUUUGUAAUACAGAAAUUGCGCGUGUUUCGCUACCUAUACUCUAUACCUUACUUAACAGUUUUUCUCAUACAAAAAUUCGCAUUGUUCUGUGUUGGAGGAAAGAAGUUCAAUGGCCGAAGAAACUGAACAGCAGGAUGAUAAAAGCAAAGAAACUGUCAUAGAAAUACCUAAUGGAAAUUCGAUGAUAGCAGAAAAACCUGAAACAAAAAUAGCAAUAACCGAAGAAAACAGGCUGUCAAUAGAAGAACCCGAAAGUGACGAUCAAGGAGAUUUCAUAAGCAGAAUAGGAAAUCGAAUACGUAAAUGGAAAAACAAAAACAAAAAAUGGAUCAAAUAUGUGGCCAUGGCCAUAAUUUUUGUGUUGUACAACACUUAUUUAGGUUUCGCGAUCCAUUUAACUUGGAACGAUCCUCCCAAAUGGAACAGAGGGGUUCGCUCCUUGCUUCUCUUCACAAUUUUUGUGUAUUUUAUGAUUCUGUAUUACACCGUUCUUAAAAAAUACGUAAUUAAACCAGCACUUUACGGAUUCUACCACAUUAAAUGUGUAAAUAUUGUACUGAAUUGGAAAUACUUCCCAUGGUUAAUAUGGGCAUUAAUAGUAUUAGGGCUGACAAUAUUCCUUAUUAUUGAUUCAGCAAAUAAUCGUUAUCGUCUACUUUCCUUCUCCGGUUUGUUUGUUUUGAUUCUUUUCGGUUACUUAUUUUCGGCACAUAGAAAACACAUAAUAUGGAGGCAGACUCUAUGGGGAUGCCUUCUCCAGUUUAUCUUUGGAGUAAUGGUUUUGAGAUGGGACACUGGAAGAGAAAUUCUGGAAACUUUUGCAAAUAAAGUUGACGUCUUUCUGGGUUAUACCGAUUACGGUUCCAAGUUUGUCUUCGAUUAUCUGGCUACUGGUGAAUUAAAAGAUUUGCCGAAACAAAAUACUAUAUUUGCUUUUAAGGUGCUACCUGUAGUCCUGUUUUUCAGUUUCUUCACUUCUAUCUUGUAUUACUAUGGAAUUAUGCAGAUUUUGGUACUCAAAGUUGGAUGGUUUCUUCAUAAAACAAUUAAAACUACAGCUUGUGAAUCGGUGACGGCAGCCGCAAACAUUUUCUUAGGAUUGAUUGAAACACCUUUGCUAAUUAAACCAUUUAUUGGUUUUAUGACUAAAUCAGAAAUUCAUGCAGUUAUGACCGGUGGAUUUGCAACGAUAGCGGGAGGUGUUAUGGCAGCUUAUAUUAGUUUUGGUGUUAAUGCAACUCACUUGUUAUCAGCUUCGGUUAUGUCGGCUCCUGCGGCAUUGUCGUUCGCCAAGUUAUUUUAUCCAGAAACUGAAGAAACUAAAACUUCUAUCAAGCAUAUUAAAGUGGAAAAGGGAACCGAAAAAAACGUUCUUGAAGCUGCAGUUAAUGGUGUAACGUCAGCCGUUAAUAUAGUAGUAAACAUGGCUGUAAAUAUGAUUGCUUUCUUGGCAUUCGUUAAUUUUUUGGAUGGAACAAUAUCGUGGUUUGGUAGUUUACUCGGAUACGAAUACAUCACCUUUGAUUGGAUUGUUUCUAAAUGUUUCAUUCCUAUAUCAAUUAUAAUGGGAAUCGAAUGGAAAGAUGCAGAACAUGUAGCCAACUUAGUAGGAAUUAAAACUAUUGUUAACGAAUUUGUAGCAUACCAGAAGUUAGGAGAGUUAAAGAAGGCAAAUAAAAUAUCUAAACGAUCAGAAUACAUAGCAACGUAUGCCCUCUGCGGGUUUUCAAAUAUUAGCGCAAUAGGAAUACAAAUGGGUGCUCUAAUUGCCAUUGCACAAAAUAAGAAGUCCGAUAUUGCUACUGUUUCGGUUCGUGCUCUAAUUGCUGGUUCUUUUGCGUGUUUCAUGACAGCGUGUAUAGCUGGUUCACUCAUAUAAACUUAAUUGCUAAAUCACUUAUUUUAAUAAAAAAAAAUAAGGAUUUAAUCAAGACCUAUAAACGUUUCUGUGUUAUAUUAAAUGUGUUUGUAAAAUACUUUAAUGUCAGUUGAUUAAAAUAAUUUGACGGUUUUUUUGUGUGUUGUUG